GCGGCACGGGCACCCCGGGCAAGCAGGGACCCGCUCGGGGCUCGCUGCUGGGGGCCGGGGGGCGGCAUCGGGGCGCUGACUUGCCCCAGCCCCAGCCCCAGCCCCAGCCCCAGCCCGUCCCGGUGCGCGGGGCGUAGCAGGGGGAGUGCCGGCCGCCGCCGGGGCGCGGAGCCGCCGGACACGGCCCCAUAAAAGCGGCGGCGGCGGCGGCGAAGGGGCCGGGCUGCGCCUCCUGGGCUCGGCGGGGCCGCCCCGACGGCCGCAUGACCGCCGAGAGCCGCCUGCCCCCGGGCCCCCCGGGCCCCCCGCCGCCGCUGAAAGGGGACCCGGCGCCGCCGGGGGACGAGGAGGAGGAGGCGGCGGCGGCGGGGACGGGGGGGACAGCGAGGGGCGGCCGCCGCCGUCGCAAGCGGGCGGCGGAGCGGGGCAAGCCGCCCUACAGCUACAUCGCCCUGAUCGCCAUGGCCAUCGGGCAGGCGCCCGAGCGGCGGCUGACGCUGGGCGGCAUCUACCGCUUCAUCACCGAGCGCUUCCCCUUCUACCGCGACAGCCCCCGCAAGUGGCAGAACAGCAUCCGACACAACCUCACCCUCAACGACUGCUUCGUCAAGGUGCCCCGGGAGCCCGGCCGCCCCGGCAAGGGCAACUACUGGACGCUGGACCCCCACGCCCGGGACAUGUUCGAGAGCGGCAGCUUCCUCCGCCGCAGGAAGCGCUUCAAGCGCAGCGACCUCUCCACCUACCCGGCUUUCCUCGCCGAGCGCCCCGCCGCCCCCUGCCGCCUCUUCCCCCCCGCCGAGCUGCCCCCGGACCCCGCCGCCGCCGCCUCCUGCGCCUUCUCCGCCGCCUCCUGCCCCGCUCAGGGCUGCACCGCCGCCGCCCUGCCCCACGGCUACGGGCCGCUGCCCUCCGCCCCCGGCCCGUACGCCCCGGCCGGCCCCGGCCCCCUGUACGCGCCCCCGGGGCGCUUCGUGCUGCCCGCAUCGCCGCCGGCCCCCGCCGGGCUCUACGCGCCCCUGCCCCACUCCUACGGCCCCGGCGGGCAGAUGGGGGCCGCCGAGCACGGCCCGAGGCACGGAGCCUUCCCCGCAGCCUCCGACAGGUUCGUCCCGGCGCUCUGACCCCCCGCAGGCGGCCCGGGAGCUCCUCAGAAGACCUCACGCUUGAAGAUCUCGCUCUUGAGGACCUCGUGCUUGAAGAUCUUCCUCCCAAAGAUCUUCCUCCCAAAGAUCUUCCUCCCAAAGAUCUUCCUCCCAAAGAUCUCCCUCCCAAAGAUCUCCCUCCCAGAGAUCUCCCUCCUGAAGAUCUCCCUCCCAAAAACCUCCCCGCUGCUCACAGCUCUGCUCGCACAACCGGACCUCGGGGAGGAGGGAGGUGGGAGGACGCCUUCCCCAGCUUCAUGCACCAUGGCCACAAAAGCACCAGCAUGCUGGCAGGUCCCUGCUGUGGUGCAGGGAUGUGCCACGCUAGCGCUGGGGCUCUUCAGUGCGUUUAUAGGGGCUGGGGAAGGUUUGGGGUGCAGGCAGGCUCUGCAAGUCGCAUCCCGCCAGGGGUUCGUGCUUUGUGCUGCAGGGGCUCGGGGGAGCAGUGGGGCUUGGUGCGUAGAGACUUUUCCUAGAAGUGUGCUCAGCCUCUGGAGUCCCUUCCAGACCCAGCGAGGCCGGGGGAUCUCUGCCCGUAGAGGUCUUCCUGGGAUGGUUGCACAAAGCCCAGGCAGCCUGGUCUGUUUUGGAGCUGAAGUUCCUCUCUCCUCCUGAAACAAGUGAGAGAGGCAGGGCACGGAGUUUUUCGAUCUCUGCUUGCUCUCCUUUUCUUUCAAGCUCUCCUAGGACGGAGAAAAGGCAAAAGGAGACCAUGGAAAAGGGAAGAGGGGACAAAUGAUGGGCAAAGGCUUCUGAGUAGGUACCUGGAGAAAUGCAAGCAGAUCUCUCCAGACAGAUCUCGCCACCUCGGGAAGGGGACUGGGGACCUGAGAGGUGCCCGGGGCUCUGGAGUUGUCAGCAGGGAGGGAGCAGAUGCAGCCCUUCCGCAGCUGGCAUCUCCUCAUCCAGCUCCCUUUCCCCAUUAAGAUGUGAGACUGCAUGACCAGGGUCAGGAGAAGGUUGGUGAGAGGCUCCUGCAAACUGGUGGGGCUUUGGGUGGGGAGAGGGAGGUGGGAAAAGCAGCGGGAGGUUUGGAAGAGGAGGGAGAGGGUACACCUACACCUACAGAUGGGUAGGACCACAGGGUAACCGGGGUUGGAGGCUGGAAGCCGGGAAGUUUCUGCUCCAACCUUAUGCUCGGCAAUGAGCCAGACCAAUUUUUGGGGGGGGCUAUCCUGUAGAGUCUAGAUAACGUCCAAGGAUGGAGACAGCACAGGAGUUCCUUGUGGCACACACUCAGCACCCUGCUAAUCUGACUUGGUGCCUGUCUCUCAUCCUACAGCUGCAGGCAGCUGCCAACAGCUCGGAUCCUGCGGGGGCUUUUUCAGAUGAUAUCUGCUGGUGACCAUUUGGCCAGUCCCCCGUGAGAGGUGGACGGCAGAAGCUGUGGGGCAGCCCCCCGUGUGUCCCCGAGGCAGAAGACCACCCUUCCCUCCCCGGGCGGUCAGGAUGGCACACGGCAGGGUGAGGCACCCCCAUGGCAGCUGGGGCUCGUCCCGGAGCUGCUGCCCCUGCCCAGGAGCUCUCUGAUGCCCCUCAGCACCUCUUCAGCUGUGCCCCGAGGAAACUGCUGCCCCGGGGCAGGACCACAAGCCUACCUCAAACCUUCGGUGUGCCGAGACGCGCGUGGGGUCUCUCCCUCGCUUGCUGCCCCCCCUGCAGAGCAGCCUUGUCCCUUUCCCUGCCCUUCCUGGCCCCGGCAGGUCCAGGAGAUGCUGCCCGCAGCGGCUCGGCUCGCCCAGCCCUCUCUCGCCUUCCCUUUUACCAGCUGCAGGAGGAGCUGUAGCCCUGGCUGUGGCAGCUCUCCGGUUUGGCAGCCGUCUGCAGGCGCUCCCUUCGCUCACCGCUGCUGCUGCAGCAGCUCCUGGGGGACACAGACAGGGCUGGGCAGGGGGAGGGAGACCUUGCUGCAGGCAGCUACAGGUAGCCUUUAUUUCCUUCUGGAUUGCCUGGGCUUUGUGCAAGUCUCGGUUCAAGGAGGCGAGCCUGCUGCACCAGCAUCUCCAUGUGCACACACAUGGGUUAAUUUUGUGUACAAAUAAGUGCCUUUCUAGCACCAGUGCUUUGCGCUGGUCAGCUCAAGGAUCCAGGCUCGAUGAUCCUCAUCAGCCACCUAACUAACCCUGGUCUAACCAAAGGUGCAGGAACUUUUUUUUUUUUUUUUUUUUUUUUUUUCCCGUUUGUUUCUUUGUGAAAAAAAAAAAACAAAAAAAACAAACAAACAGAGAGAAACUGUCUCAUCAGUCUUCCUUCGGCAACAGCUGACCUCAAGCCCUGCGGCCGCCGGGUGCUAACCAACCUGUGCCUCUGCUUCGGAGCCUCCCGCUGCCUCUGCCCCAGCUCUGCAGGCUGGGCUGCCCGCCUGCCUCCCUGCACAGCCCGGGAUUUUGAGCAGCUCCUCCUGGCGCCGGGUGAUGGGGAAGCUGUUUUUGGGAACCAGCAGGAAGCAAAGCGGGAGCCAGAUGGGUCCCGUGGGGCUCUCUGCUGCUUCGCCUCUCCUCAGGUGCUGAGGACUAAACCUGAGAGUAUUUUGUUUGCCUUGUGCAAGCCACUCCUGAGCUUGGAUAGUGUGUAACAUAAGCUCAGGAGCAAAACCUGGUGUCUGGAGAAUGCGCGAUGGACUGUGGUGACUCACAAGGUACCAGUUGUGUAGGUGCAGUCGUGUAUUGUUUGCUGACAGGAUCUAGAUGCUGGUUCUUAUUUCUCUCCAAAUCAUUUCUAACCUCCAGUUAGGGACACCAGGCACCUAGGGUGUACUUACUGCAGUGGGUGCAGUGGAUGUGCGCCUGUUGCACCAAGGACCUGGGACACCUGGCCACAGACUGCCCAAGUUCAGCGAGAAACCCUGGGCAGGAGCCAGGGUCUGUGUGCUCACUGAAAAGCCACACGGACCCUCCGAGGGCCUCUGUCUUCUGAGGAUUUUACGCCAAAAACAGACAGAGCCCUACCUGCCCUGCUUGCAGCCGGCCCAGAGGACUCCACAGGUCCCUUCCCACAAGCACUACUGUGGUUUUGUGGCUACUGCGACCUCUCUGGGCUCCUGUGCAGGCAGGCCUGUGGGUGAGGGGAUGGGGAUCUGCUGUGUCUGUGAGGAAUUGGGGAUAUGCCACGUCUGCGAGAAAUUGGGGAUACGCCGCAUCAGGCAGCCGGGCUGGUGACUCUCAGCCACCGUCCGGAACAGGGAAACUCCUGGUUUCUGGAAACUUCGCUGUAAAUAUCCUUCCUUCUGUUUAGCAGAGUUAGCCCAAGUUCCCAAGUAGCCUUUUUUGAUUUCUGGGAGACGAGUCCGAUAGGUUUGGGUAAGAAACUGGGUGUGAGCCCUGAGGAGAAGAGGGGCAGAGCACCUCGGUGCUGCCCAGCCUCGGGCACAGCCACUCCUUGCCUUGCCUUCGAGAAAGCAGAUUAUUACAGGUUAGGGGAAAAUUUGUACUAUGCAUUAGAGAUACUUUUAUUAUUAUUAUUAUUUUUUGUAUUUACUCUUCUACUCCACCUGUAAUGGAAAUAAAUCUCUGUCCUGUUGUUUGUAA
This is a messenger RNA of Anas platyrhynchos (mallard), 4669 nucleotides long. It is a transcript of the gene FOXE1, whose product is annotated as forkhead box E1. Gene Ontology annotation, molecular function: RNA polymerase II cis-regulatory region sequence-specific DNA binding; DNA-binding transcription factor activity, RNA polymerase II-specific. The record is from RefSeq and is a predicted model, not a curated record. Lineage: Eukaryota; Metazoa; Chordata; Aves; Anseriformes; Anatidae. Gene Ontology annotation, biological process: anatomical structure morphogenesis; regulation of transcription by RNA polymerase II; cell differentiation.